Molecule: messenger RNA, 4112 nt
Organism: Lottia gigantea (owl limpet)
Lineage: Eukaryota; Metazoa; Mollusca; Gastropoda; Lottiidae
Exons: 16
Coding region: 294-4001 (1235 amino acids)
Biological process (GO): peptidyl-hypusine biosynthetic process
Molecular function (GO): deoxyhypusine monooxygenase activity
Source: RefSeq, a predicted model, not a curated record
UAGCAACAUGUAAACAAUAUGGCCGACAGCUUGUAAAAUUUCGGUCUGGAUUGGUAGCCUAACAGUAACCUUUGUAAAAACUUUGUAAAGACAUAAUUAUAACCAAAUAUUGGAUCAGAUCUGUAAGCCUACCCCUUAAUAUAUUUCACAUAGAACUUAAAGAAGUAAGCUUAUAUGGGAAAGAAGAUUAAGAAUGUUAAAGGGUUAUGCCUGCAGUUGGUUUUUUGAUGUACUGUACAUUAAUAUGUAAUAAAAACUUCUGACUGAAAUUGUAACAGGAGAAUUAGUACCGUAUGGAAGGAGUCAGUGCACCUCUGCAUUUCCCAUGUGCAGCUCAUGUAAAGAUGCCACAAAUAGGAUCAGAUGAAUCUGACAUUACUGUUGUCAAGUCAAAUGUACUUCAUCAUAAUUCAAUGUCCAGUAUUCAGAGAUCUCAGUAUUCAGACAUGGGAGAGAAGCAAGUUCUUUUACGUCCUUUUGGGAAGACAUACAUUAAAGAUAUUUGUGGAGAUUUAUCAUUUACUGAAGAUGUAGUUCGUGAUCGAUGUUUUCAUAUGUUACCAUACAGUGAUAAAUACUUUUAUGAGGCAUUAGAUGUCAGUAGUUUAAUUCCAAAACAACCCAAGAGAAACAUACUUAUAGGCCGUCAUAACACAAGUGGAAGUGAUAAAAGGCACAUGCCAUGUAUACCAACUAAGACUCAGUAUCUAAAACCGUUGAGGAAGAAAAUAAGUGAUAAGGCUUUAGAAAUGCAUCAAGAAGCUGUAGAGAAACAACGUUCUGAAAGUCAAGCUUCAUUGAACACUCUAGAUAGUCAGGAUGAUCCUGUGUUUUUAACAGAAGUAGAUGAUAAACAAUCAAAGUCAACCAAACUGCCAAAAAUAAACAAAGAUAAACAUGUAGAAUUGAGCCAUGAGGCAGAAGAAGGAAAUGAAAAGAAGCAUGACUGGGAUGCUUAUUUAAUGUCUAUUAUAAGUCCAUUAACAGCUAAUUGGAUUGUACAUCAGAAGAUGACAGGUGUUGGUGGGGUAACUAGUGAGAAAGAAGAAUUAAGUAAAUUAUUAGAAGGUUGGUAUGGUAAACCAGAACAUACUGAUUUAAUACGUGAUGACAUCAGUGACACUGAUCCAGUAACAACACCAACUGCAGAAAAACAUAAAAAGAAAGUUUGGAAAAAAGAAGAAUCUAUAUUGUUAGAAAAAGUAUUACAGAAUAAUGAGGAAGAACCAAAAGCAAGAGAUCCAUACUCAGAUAAUAAUGAGGCUCCAUUUUAUCGACAACCUGUUGGUUUUCGCAAACAGAAAAAGAAAAUAGAGAAAGAAGAACUGGGAGCCAUUAACAGUACAGCACGAGAUAUUGAAGUUAAAACCUACAAACCACCCCCACCUCCUACAUUACGUGAUUAUUUUAAUCCUAAAGCUGGAGAAACACUUAUACAAACUGAUAAUGUCUUCGAACGAGAAUGGUUAACAGGUAAUGAACAAGUCUAUCAAGGAGAAAGUGAUAGUCAACAAAUAGUAAUGGCAAAUCAAAAUAAAUAUAUAAAACAACUGCAAAUAGCCUACCCUGAUGUUGAAAAAUGGUGUCCGAGGAAUGAGGAGAAUCAAGAAGAUACAGAGCAGUUUAUUAUACCUAGUAAAGGGGCCAGAAGAUGGAAAUCUUUACCUAAACCUGUUGAUGAUACGAGAGAUGUACUGAAAUGUUUACCUCCAGGAACUGAACCAGUGCCUGUCAUACCAUCUGAUGCUAAAACUAAAAAAGUCAAGCAACAAAAUCCAGCCUUAUCACAAAUAAUUGAUGAAUGGAGAAGUAAAUGGCAACUAAGUGGACAAUUUGCUGAUAGUAAUCCUCAUGAUUUAUUAAGAGACAUGGCAGAUAUACAACCUCAUGUUCGUUUGAAAGCCAUAGCAACUGUUGCAAAGUCAACAGAGUAUAAAGCACCAGAAGAAGAUGGAAUACUGUUAGAAUAUCAAGAUCAACAAAUAGACGCUGUCAGUCGUCUGCCUGAGUUUUUAUUUGAUGCCUUGAAUUGUUUGUUGGAAGAUAAACAUGAACAAGUAAAGAAAGCUGCAGCUGUUACCUUAUAUACUCUUAAUAAACCUUCUGAUAAAGCAGAAGCGGUUUUACGUGAAUUGUUAUUAAGUGAAAGUCCAAGUGAUAGGUGGACAGCUGCUCAAUGUUUGGCUCAUUUUGGUGUUUGCGAUUCAGAUGUUGCUGGUGAAGUUAUCACACAACUGUUAGCUACUGAAGAUUCUAUUAAACAUGAACAAUGUAAACAACUUUUAGCUAAAAUGAGCGCUAGCACUACUCUGAUUCAUUCAAUGGUGGCAGAACAGUUAAACAGUAGUAGUUGGAGACAUAGAGUUAUAGCCUGUAAAAUAUUUCCUGCUCUGGAUGGUACUAUAAACAAGGAUAUAGCAAAUAAAUUAGCACAUCUAAUGUGGAAAGACUGGCAUGUGGAGGUGCGUAAAGUUGCAGCUCAAACUCUAGGUAAAACUGGUCAUGGUAGAAGUGUACAUGAUGAUCUUAAAGAAAAAAUACAAGGUUCUGAUGAAAGAUUAAAACAAGAAGCUAUUAGUAGGAUUGGUCAUCUAGGUAUUAUGACAGCUAAAUUGUUGCCAGUUAUAUUAGAUUGUUUUGAUGAUGAAUAUAAUUCAGUUAGAAUGGAAGUUUGUAUAACAUGUGGUAAUCUAAUGAUUCAAGAUCAACAAGUUAUUGAUAAACUAUUAUACCUAGCAACAUUUGAUACAGUGUGGAAGGUGAAAGCUUUAGCAAUGCAAGCUUUAGGUAAAAUUGGAGUAUCAAGUCCAGCUAUUAAAGAAUGCUUAACUUGGGCAUUAAGAUAUGAGAAAGAAGGUGGAGUUCGAGCUGAGGCUUGUCAUACUUUAACAACAUUAGAAUAUACAGGGGAUGACUUUAUAGAAAUACUUCAAGAGAGAUUAUUGGUUGAGGAAGAAGCAAUAGUCAGGAAUGAAAUUAGUAAAGCAUUAAACUUGUUAGGAAUUAGUAGUAGUGAUGAUAUUGAUACUGUAGCACAAAUAAAGUGUGAAGUAAGAAAGCUAUGUGAUCAAGGUACCAUAGCAUCAAUGAUUUUAUCUAAUGAUAAAAAUGAAGAAAAACAGAGAAAUAUGUCUAGAAUGAUUUAUCAAGCCAAACAAGAAAUACAGAAACUUUUCUCACGUACUAACACCUAUUUAAGAAUGAAUUCUAAAUCAGAAAUAGAUGGAAAUUUAGAGCUGUACGCUUUGAAACAGGAAGAGGAUGAAGUUUUUAAAGGACAGAAAACGCUUGGAUCUCCCAGAAGUGUUAGAAUUAACACUGAUCACCAGAGUCAGCAAGAAUCCAGAUUAACUCUUUUAAUGGAUAAAGAAGUUCAUAGUAUUAUUUACCAAACUAUAGUUGAAACUUCUUCACCAGAUUCAGGAACAAGAGCAUCAAGUGUAUCAACGGAUAUUUAUGGUAUGGAAGAAGUAUCAGAUUCUAGUAGUCCCAGACCUUUAACUUCAAUAUCUACAAGAUCAAAGUCACAUAUGGGUAGAAUAACUGAAGAGAAUGAAGAUGAUUCCAAGCUAGAUUUUAAUGAAACAAAAUCUGAAAUCGACCUAAAGUCUGAAUUUGACAUGGAAUCCCAAUCAGAUGAAAGUAUUGAUGAUAAAUCAAAACAUACUACAGAAAUUGGUCUUGAAGAUAUAACAGAUGAUAUUCCGUCAUCAAGGAUAGAUCAUGGUCAUAAGUCACCAUAUGCUCAGUCAUUUGGUGAUUUGGGAUCAUCAGCUUUAAGUCUUGGAGGAUCUGCUCGGAGAAGACAAAUAAUGAGUCGAGAGACUAUACGAGAAAAAGAAAGGAUCAAUGCAGAAGCUCGUAAGAGUUUAAUGAGUUUAAAUGUAAGAUAUUCCUCCAUGAUGGAAGGUUUAAAAACUCUUGAUGAAGGAUUUUCAGCCGAUAAAUGUAAAAAUAUCCCAGCGGAAACGGAGAAGAUCAUAUCCAAUAUUUCUAUUUAAAACUACAUGUAUACUUUAUGCGCUGAUUAUGCAAAGAUUUUUAAAAAAAUAUAAUUUCAUUUCAAAUGUUUCCUGUGAUCUAACAUUUGCCAUUAUAUAGUAUAGUAUCCU